CAUGUUGGACAGAGAGUCAUGAAAGCCAAUCCCAAGAAGCUAGGUGGUCGAAAAGGGGAUCGCAUGACUCCAGACUGGCUCUCUGGUUAUGUGAUAGUUGAACUGUCCGGACAGAAGGUGGUGCUCCGCAACGAGUCGACAGGCCAUGUGCUGAAGGGCACGAGUAUUGUCCAUAUUAAGCCAUUCCUCAUGAGGGAGACUGCAGCUCAGCCAUCGGCACAGCCAGGGACUCAGCCAGUGGAAAACGUACAGCCCUGUCCAGUGGCCGAGUCGCCCAUGGACAUGAGCGACUCGAGGCAACCUGCCGAGACUCCCGAUCUAGUACUACUGGGAAACGUACAGCCCUGUCCAGAUGGAAGUCUUCCUGAAUUACAGGAAAACCUGAAAGGACGGUCGUUGGCAACUCAAAGUAGUGACCACCGAUGGUCUAUCUGCGGGGAAACACUAUAGAGCUGAGGGACUUCCAAUCUCUCCAGGCUCCAGCAUGGAUAAAUGAUAAGGUUCCAAUGGAGAAGUAUGACUUUAUCCUUCUACCAAUAAAUGUUCGUAGCAGCCAUUGGCUGUUGCUGGCUGCUAAUGUCAUGGAUGGCACAGUCUCCAUUCUGGACUCAUUGCCUAAUGAAAGGACUGCAUGCCUUUGGUUUAAGCGAUUCACGCAGUACAUGGAAAGCAGGGCUCAGUUCACUGGUGACCUUUCUCAUGUGCAGUGGACACGUGGCAAUCUGAAGUCAGCAAGACAGAGAGAUGGACACUCAUGUGGUGCUUUUGUC
This is a messenger RNA of Priapulus caudatus, 770 nucleotides long. RefSeq lists its product as uncharacterized. The transcript has 5 exons. Bases 19 to 450 code for a protein of 143 amino acids. Lineage: Eukaryota; Metazoa; Priapulida; Priapulimorpha; Priapulimorphida; Priapulidae. The record is from RefSeq and is a predicted model, not a curated record.